Tigriopus californicus is the source of this 1296-nucleotide messenger RNA. It is a transcript of the gene bonsai, whose product is annotated as small ribosomal subunit protein uS15m-like. The record is from RefSeq and is a predicted model, not a curated record. Gene Ontology annotation, biological process: translation. The transcript has 2 exons. NCBI's taxonomy places the organism in Eukaryota, Metazoa, Arthropoda, Copepoda, Harpacticoida, Harpacticidae. Gene Ontology annotation, molecular function: structural constituent of ribosome. Gene Ontology annotation, cellular component: ribosome. Bases 179 to 1261 code for a protein of 360 amino acids.
AGUUUGGCUUAGUCCGAAGUCUAAUGCUCAGAAAUAACUUCAUGGUCACCCUCUCUGUAAGACAUGGUAAACAAAUCAACAUGGACCAAAGAUAGUCCAAGGACUGAGAGAUCCCUGACUGACGAGAAACAAAAAUUGCUAGAAAAGACGAUAGAAUAUCAUAUCUUGUUACCUCGACAUGGCACAGGCGUUACUUGGGGCGAAAUAUAUAAAACAGUUGGCCGGAUGGGCAGGGAAAAGCCCCCUCGCAAACCCUUUGGGCGGGAUGGACUCCGCGGCCAGCCUGACUGGGAUACGCCAAUACAAUCACCAUCCAGAUUGGCGUCGAGAGGAUUUUAUCCGGAUCUCAUCUACUCAUCUGCACGGUAAAUCCAGCGAGAAGAACCGCACGGUUGAAGGCGUGUCGGACCGCCAGUUUCCGAUCAUCGUCCAAUGGGAGCGACCCAAACAUCCAAAACGAGCUUUGCCGGGGGCCGAAGCUUCAGGUGACCUCGAAGCCUUCCCUACACUCGACCCUAGUCGUCGAUUACCCGAAUUUGAAGGCUGUCAGGCCUUGGAAGAGGCCAUGGAUAAAGUUCAGCGAGUGUUUUCUCUCGAAUUUGCCACUCGCCGAGAUCUCCUCAAACGGGUCAGCCAUGAUUACGCCCGCAAAGUCCAGCGUCAUCCUCACGACUUCCAAUCCCUCGAGGUGUUCAUAGCUAUCUUAACGGCUCGCAUCCGACACGCCCAAGCCUUUGUAGCUAAAGAGCUCGAGGAGAAAAACCGGCGACGUGGGGCCAUCAGUCAUGUGAUCAAGAUCAUGGUCGAUCAACGACGAGUUCUGUUAGGCGUCUUGCGUCAACGGGACUACAAGAAGUUCGAGUUCCUUUUGGAAACGCUGAAUAUCGCAUAUAAACCCCGACCCAUCUAUUUUGAGAAAAUUGAGCGUGAAGUCCACAUGGUCCGAUUAACCGAGUUGUGGUGUUCUGAGCUCAAACAGCACAGACUGAGCACGCUCAAACACGAAUUUAAGAGCCAGCAACCAGAGUUUUUGCGGGACAAGGCUAAGAAAUUGGGGUGGAUAAAAGCCCAAGAAGAAGAGCUCGGUUUGCAAUCAUCUGUUAGUCAGGACGAGAUUCAGCAGUGUUUGGAUGAAGCGAAGCGAAUUGAAGAUAUUUUAGCUCGUCAAACACAAGAAGACCGCAUGCAAAAAUUAUUUGUUUAUGAAGAAGAAGUGCCCGUGGCAACUACAUCCGAUAUUGCAGAAUUGUCUUCGUCUUAACAAGAACAAUAGAAAAACGUGAAUGAAAUUAUGUA